GACUGUCAUGGAGGGGGCGGAGGGGGCGGUGGCGGCGAAGGGAGGCGUUUUGGGCCGCCUCCAGGGUCCGCUCUGCCAUUCCUGAACUGGUCCCUCAUCCCCGUGACUGUGGCAUCAGGGAAGCGAACUGUUAGGCGAGAGGAGGCAGUCAGAACCAUAUCCCCUUCUUCCCCCGGGGCGGGGGCCGGGCCGGGCCCGGCCGGCGGAGCUGGGAGGGCAGGGGGAGGGAGCGCCUGGCCAGGCUGGCCUGCCUGCCGAGAUGGAUGACAGUAAGGUGAUUGGAGGCAAAGUAAAGAAGCCUGGCAAACGUGGUCGGAAGCCAGCCAAAAUUGACUUGAAGGCAAAACUUGAGAGGAGCCGGCAGAGUGCAAGAGAAUGCCGGGCCAGAAAGAAACUGAGGUAUCAGUAUUUGGAAGAAUUGGUAUCCAGUCGGGAAAGAGCCAUAUGUGCCCUCAGAGAGGAACUGGAAAUGUACAAGCAGUGGUGCAUGGCAAUGGACCAAGGAAAAAUCCCUUCUGAAAUAAAGGCCCUACUGACUGGAGAAGAGCAGAGCAAAUCUCAGCAGAACUCAAGCAGGCACAUGAAGGCUGGGAAAACAGACGCUAACACCAAUUCCUGGUGAGCAUCAUAUAAAAUGUUGAGUCAGUGAUUGAAGUCAAUAUCCUGAUUCCUAUGAAGGAUGAAUAGACAAGAUUGUAUUUCUUGGCUUCAUUUACUACCUACUGCUCCACAGUCAUCUCUGUAAAUCUGCAGUUUCUACCAAAUGUGUGAUCCUGGAUCUCAAAGGAUUUUGCUUCAACUUUUAACACUUAGAAAAAUUUACAAACGUUCUGGUUGGUAUUGCCACCCAUGGCAUUUAAUAUGUUGCAAUGCUUGAAAACACAGGAGUAGAGAAAAAUGGGUAAAGAUUGUAUUUUUGCACCUUAACUCCACAUUGCUUUAUUGGUUAAUUUAUAUUCUUUCCAUGUAAUUGUAUGUGUAUGUGUGUUUAGGUGUCACCUCCUUUCAUGUUUUUUAUUGCCCUGCAAAGAGAAACCAAAUGGGCUGAUGACUAAGUUCUUAGCCUUAAGGACCUAAUUUUAUUUCUUUAUAUGUACUUGAGUAACGUCUAUUUUCUGCAUGAACCAAGAUUUCUCCUGUGAGCCAUUCCAGCAUAAGCUGUGAAUCUGUAUUAACCAAUAUAUACAUUUCUAUUUUUAUAAUCCAUAAUGAUAUGCCUGUUCUAAAUAAUGUACAUGUUAACAGCAUCCAUCAGGAACGCCCUCAAGACAGCCUCUGUUUAAAACUGUUGUUGCUGUCUUCUCAAACUGUAUUUAUAACAGUUUGCUAGGGCCUAGUCCAUACGGGGAGAAUAAUGAUUCAAAUUUUAUUUUUAAACCAGAAAUAACCUUUUAGGCAUUUCAGCAGCAUACAUCAUCUUGACAAUCCAGGGUGUAUACAUAUGUAUGUGUUUCUAUUGUAUGUCUCUAUGUGUAUGUGGGGAGGGCAGGAAUGAAUGUUCACACACAUUUCCUUGUGGAGUCAACUAACUUGGAAAUUUUUCCUCAAGAGAAUAGACUAAAAUUAGCUGCUGAGAUUGAGUUUCUGCCUCAAGAGAUCUGGAACAAAAUGAGGGACAAACUGCUGAUAGACCUAAUGGCUGUAGCCAUAACCAGAACACUUACUUUGUUCCUUGACAUGAGUUUCCUUAUGAAUGUGUUCUGAGCCAGAACGAAACACACUGUAGGUGUGCAUCUGGUUCAGGCCCGGCUAUGCCUCCACGCUGGAGUGAAACACUGGAGCUAGAGUUAUGCACAGCACCACACUAGGAGGUGCACAAGGGCAGAGUAGUCCUUUCCAGUUCCCAUCAAAGUGACAUUCACUUCUCCCUGACCAUCAAAUGGAGGGAUGGUAAGGAAUCCAGCUCAUACUAUGAUACACUCAAAUAGACCUAGAAAUCUUUUUUCUAAAAAAUAUAUUUCAUUGAUUUUUUACAGAGAGGAAGGGAGAGGGAUAGAGAGUUAGAAAUAUCAAUGAGAGAGAAGCAUCGAUCAGCUGCCUCCUGCACACCCCCUACUGGGGAUGAGCCCACAAUCAAGGUACAUGACCUUGACCGGAAUAGAACCUGGGACCCUUCAGUCUGCAGGCCAAUGCUCUAUCCACUGAGCCAAACCGGUUUGGGCUAGGAAUCUUUUGAUUUCCCCAUUGAGAGUCUCUCUCUUUUCUUUCCCAUAGUUAAAUCAAGAGUUGUGUGCCCUAUUGCUGCUAAAUUAUAAUUGUCCUUGGCUCUAAUGAAGCAAAUAUUUGGCUUCCAAACAAAAUAUGUUUUGUUAUGAAAUGUUCUAUGAGAAGGAACAUGAGCUAGACCACAUAGUUUCAGAUAACAAGGUACUUCCCCCACCCCCUUUCUCUUAGGCUAUGCAUUUGAAUAAAGUGCCUCCCCUUAGUUGAGUUCCUAAAGAUCUCUUGUGCGUAGGUUGCAAACUCAGAUCUCUAAUCCAGUCCUGUGCGACUACUGAUAUACCACUAGCCCAGACUGUUGGGUCUUUCUAUGUUUUGGUGGACAGGGGGGUUUAAGAGUAUUUAAUGUCUUUUUAGGAUCACAAAUAUAGAUAAAGGAUUGUUAAUAUUCAGGCUUUCAGAAUUUAAGUGUUUUAAAUAUAGUGUUCAGGUUGUAAUGGGUCUGUUUUGCCAUCUGGUCUACUCAAAUGUAUAUUUUUUAUUUUGCAAAACAACCCAAGCAGGAUGUACUUAUUCUGAGUUACUUUGUUUAGUACCUUUCGAAUUACCCAGAAGAGUUGUUUUCAAAGCAAACAUUCCAAAAUGAAUGUGGCUCUUCAAUGGAAUGUCUCCAUUGUGCUUGAAGUAUUUCUUCUCUGGUUGCAAUUUUAAAUUACAGGGUCAUUUAUCUGAGCUAUCCCCCCUUCCCCCUAGCCCCAGUACCUUUACAAGAGCAGUGACUCUGUCCUCAGGUCAGGUAGAAGAUGUAUAAUUUGGGGUUGAAAGUAAAUUACAGUUUAUUUGAGUUUAUUCCUAAACCUAUCGAUUGGGUAUUUUGGAGUAGAUCAAAACCAAGAGAAAGUUCCUGGCUUUAAAAAGGAGUAUUUUGAUUGCUUUGGGAAUUGUGCUCGCUGCACGCUUUGGCCACUUGAAGCAUGUCAAUAAAUGUCACUGAUUAAAACAGCUGGAGCAUUUCUUCCCCCAUUUCAGUUAGGGAGCAGCACACUGCCACCUAGCACCUCUCACGUACCUGUAAUGACAGGCCGAGAGGGCACAGCGGAGGGUGAGGAUCAGUGAGCUCUGUCCCUCUGGGUCAGUGCGGUUCUCCUCGCUCUCCGAGUCAGAGGGAUGUUCUCUUUUUCUUUUUUACCCACAGAAAGGAAGGUAAGGGGGGAAAUAUGUUUGUAUAUUUAGACCAGUCAUAAACUGUCAUUAAUUUAGCAUAGACCUGCCAUAUAAUAUGGUGACUGAAUAUAAUACAGAAUAAGUCUGACCAGGUCAAGUUUUAGGAUAUGGUUGAAGUUCUUAAAUUUUUUUCCUGUUUUAUCUAAAAUAUUUCUGUUGUAUUUAAAUCAGAAUCUAUCUUAUUGCAGCAAAUUCAUAUCACAAUUUACCAGCUAAUUGGCAGUAUUUAUCAGCUUCACCAUUUAGCAUUUUCUUUUCUCAUCUUUGAGUUAUGAUAGACUUGAUUUGGCUUAUUACAAAAAAGUGUAGGUUUAAACUGGACUUGCCUUUAGUUAAAAUAAAGGGAAACAUAAAUGCUAUAUUUCACAAUAAAUCAGUUGCUUAUUGUUAAUUACAUAUUUAGUUUUAUGGGAGAGGAAGAUUACUGUUAAACCACAUGGUAUUUGGGGGCAUUGAAGGGAUUAUUUCUUUCUCUGAAGAGCAUUGUACAAUUAUAUUUUUAUGAAAAAUAAAAUAUCUUCACCAGA
Eptesicus fuscus (big brown bat) is the source of this 3911-nucleotide messenger RNA. RefSeq names its product cAMP responsive element binding protein like 2 (gene CREBL2). The transcript has 4 exons. Bases 260 to 622 code for a protein of 120 amino acids. Gene Ontology annotation, cellular component: nucleus. Lineage: Eukaryota; Metazoa; Chordata; Mammalia; Chiroptera; Vespertilionidae. The record is from RefSeq and is a predicted model, not a curated record. Gene Ontology annotation, molecular function: DNA-binding transcription factor activity. Gene Ontology annotation, biological process: regulation of DNA-templated transcription.